This is a messenger RNA of Saccharomycodes ludwigii, 690 nucleotides long. RefSeq lists its product as uncharacterized. The record is from RefSeq and is a predicted model, not a curated record. The coding region runs from base 1 to 690 and encodes 229 amino acids. Lineage: Eukaryota; Fungi; Ascomycota; Saccharomycetes; Saccharomycodales; Saccharomycodaceae. The transcript has a single exon.
AUGACUAUACUGGACGGGAUAGAAGAUGCUGUGAAAAAGAUUAAUGAUAAAGCAAUUAAAUUGGACACUAUUUUCAAUGAAUCAAGUACUUCAAAUAAUGAUCAAGAAAUAAAGAGUCUAUUGCAAAGCAUAAAAAAACAAAAUCAGGACAUUUUAACUGUGCUGGAUGAUAUAAAUAAAAAAAUAAUUGCAACAAAACCUUGCGAUCAAAUAUUUGUUGCAAACAAACAAAUAGAUAAUCCAAUUGGUGAUAACAUCAAUGCUACGACGCCUUCGAAAGAUAUAUCGAACUUUUCAAAUAAAAGGCGUUCCCCUAAUUCAACAUUGUAUAAAAGAAGAAAAGAAAUCUCUGAUAAGCAUUCAUCAGAAAUUGAAAAUUUUAACCUGGCAAUGAAAGAAGCACCAGAAAGUGUCUCCGAAGUAUAUUAUGAAUAUGAAAAUAAAUUAAAAAAACAAGUACAAGAUUUUGAGAAAAAAUAUGGUAAAGGGCAAUUAUCAAGAAUAUCAAAAAUAAGAACAUUACAAAGACGAGGCGCAUUAACUAGUGAAAUUAAUAAAUAUGCAUUGUCACAAAAUAUCACCACAGAACAGGCUAUAGCUUUUUUCCAAAACAUAAUAGUAGAAAAGAAUAAAAGUGUUCCCUGGUUGUAUAGCAAUUUGGCAAAAGUUUUAAAUGAAUACGAAAUAUGA